AUGGCUCAUGAUCCUCGAAGUCCUAGGGCUUUAAAAACUAAAACCCCCAAAGAUGAUGAAAGUGACAAGUUAAGUGCCCUCCCGGACGAGAUUCUCUGCCACAUCCUGUCCUUUCUCCCUUCAGAAACCGCCGCAGCCACAUCAGUCCUGUCAACCAGAUGGAAAGAUCUCUUUACCUCACUUCCUGUUAUUGAUCUCACAAUCUCUAAGAAUUGGGAUGCCAAGAUCGGGGAGGAGCGCAGAAGGGAUUUGUGUAAUUUUCAGAAAUUCCUAUCUAGAUUGAUUUUUCUACGAAACAAAGCUCCAAUUAGAAAAUUUCAACUUAAUGUGUCGCCGCCCUUGGUUGAAGAUCUUCGUCCAGGGAUUUACUGGUUGAUAUCGAAAGUGCUUUCGCGUCAAGUCCAAGAAGUUGAUAUUUGUGUGCCAGGAGAUCGAGAUUCCACCGGAUUACUUUUGUAUCCACCUGAGAUAUUCACAUGUGCAACACUAACUUCUCUGACGAUGACGAUGAAAAGUAGUUUUAAUUUCAAUCCUCCCGAUUCAGUUUCUUUACCAAAUCUUAAGGUCCUGCGCUUGAAUGAAUUUGCAUUAACAGAUCAAGAUUCCUUCGCGCGGGUUAUUCAGGCUUGCCCCUUGCUCGAAGAUUUGGGUUUAAGAUGGAGAUUUUGGAAAUUUGAGUUUAUGGAUCUCCGUAUUUCUGCUCCUUUAUUGAAAAGACUUGCACUUUCAUGUUACUUUGGUCAGUAUUCUCUAAUGGUGGAGUCUGACAAUCUUGAAUAUCUGGACUGCAAUGUAUAUGGAGUGCAUAAACUUGUUAUAAAUGCCCCAUAUCUCAAGUAUUUCAAGUGUCAAGGUCCUCCCGUGAGAGUAGAAUUUGUUCAGGAUGUGAGGAACAUUCUGAAUGCGACAGUAGCAUUCAAGUAUAGAAAAGAAGAAUUUGAAAGUACCCUCGUGUUGUAUCAUAGGCAAAAUUUGAAAUCACUCGAAGCUUUUGAGCUUGUCAAUGGUUUGCAAUAUGCGAAAUCACUUCGAUUCCAGUCGGGUAUGAAGAUUCUCUAUUAUGCUGGAGAAUUCUUGCCUACUUUUGUAAAUUUGAGCAGUUUGGCGCUUGAUGACUCUAUUUACAGCUACCAUUACAGUAGCUGGUGGUUGAACCUAAUAGCAAGAUUACUGGAAAACGCCCCUAAUCUCGAAGCCCUCGAUAUCGUUUCCUCAGUAUUCGACCACAAUUUCGGUGUAGAACAACUCGGGAUAUUUCUGCGAACGGCCUUUCCAGCACGCCCCAUUCGACAUCUCAAGGAGCUGAAAAUAAUCUUAGGGCAUGAUCAGGAAUUUGGUUUCAAGCUAGCUGAAUAUUUUCUGGAGAUUGGGAAAUCUUUAAAGAAGAUGACUAUUCGUGGAAGUAUAAAGGGUUGGGAGUCUAGUCCUGAAGUUUACAACCGGAUAUCAUCAUUCAAGAAAUCUUCUGAACAUUGCAGGAUUGCGUUCGAACCUUAGAAGAAUCAGAACGAAAACAGAUACUAUACAUAUAACUGAAAUAAGGGAAUCCAAAAGUUUAAUGUCUGCAUCUUUCGUGCUUCAUUUAUUUUUUAUAGUGAUAGAUGCAACUGAAA
Messenger RNA from Coffea arabica (coffee), 1613 nucleotides. Its product is annotated as F-box protein At4g22280. The record is from RefSeq and is a predicted model, not a curated record. Lineage: Eukaryota; Viridiplantae; Streptophyta; Magnoliopsida; Gentianales; Rubiaceae. Gene Ontology annotation, molecular function: protein binding.